AUGAAAAGAAGACAUAAAAUUCUAAUACAGAAGUACUACUUAAAUGUCUUCAAUGGAAUUUUCUUGGCUCUGGGUCUUAUGCUUUUGACAUUUGACCUGUGGCUUUUGUUUGACAGAAACAAUUUAUUCAGUGUGUUAUUUUCUUCAGGCAACAACCAGGUCAUGCCAUAUAUUUUUUAUAUAUUACUUGGAAUUGGAUCCAUUAUUACUUUAACGUCAUCUGUGGGAUUCCUUGGAAGUGUUAAGGAAAUCAACUGUCUACUAAUUACGUAUAUGAGUUUUCAAAUGCUGGUGUUUGUUACCCAGGUGGCAGUACUGGUGCUGAUAUUCACGAAGAAAGAAGAGGUCCACAAUCAAUGGAACAACAGAAUUGAUGAUGUUAUUUCUGAAUAUGGGAAUGAGAGUCUGGCUGAGCAGGAACCCGUGUGGAACAUUCUGAAUGCUGUGCAGCAUAAUAUGGAAUGUUGUGGAAGAUACAAUGUCACACAGUGGGAAAGGAAUAAAACCAAGGAAAAUAUUACUCAGAUCCCAUGUUCAUGCACUAAAUCCAGUCUGAAGAAAUGGUUUUGUGAAGUCCCAAGGGAUUCAAUGUACAGUAUGGAAUGUGAAGAAUAUUUAAAUACAUGGUUUGAAAACCAUGUUUCGGUCUUAACUGCAAUUACUAUCAGCCUGCUAAUUACACAGAUAUUUUUGAUCACAUUAAUUGGUCAGCUGUUUAGAAACAUCAGAAAGAAUAGUAUUUGGCCAAAUGAAUCAUGA
This is a messenger RNA of Leptosomus discolor (cuckoo roller), 759 nucleotides long. NCBI's taxonomy places the organism in Eukaryota, Metazoa, Chordata, Aves, Leptosomiformes, Leptosomidae. The record is from RefSeq and is a predicted model, not a curated record.